AUGCUGCUGCUCCUUCUGCUCACAAAUGCUUUUGUCCUUCUGCCCUGGGCUGGGGCUGGAAGGAUCAUUGGUGGACGAGAAGUUAAACCCCACUCCAGACCCUACAUGGCUUAUUUAGAAAUUAAAAAUGGCUCAAAACCUAGUUACUGUGGAGGGUUCCUGAUUCGCCCAGAUGCAGUGCUCUCAGCAGCUCACUGUGUGGAUAAAAAAGGGACAGUGAGGGUCACUGUGACUCUGGGAGCCCACAAUGUAAACAGCCGAGAACGGAGCCAGCAGAAGAUCCGUGCUGGAAAAUGGGUCAUCCAUCCUCAAUAUUUGCAUAAAGGCUUCAAAAAUGACAUUGUGCUGCUGAAGCUGAAGCCAAGGGCCAGGAUCAAUAAGCAUGUGCAGUUUAUCUCCAUUCCCAGGAGAAAUGAACAUGUGAGAGAAGGAGAUUUAUGCACGGUGUCUGGCUGGGGCUGGACAUCUGUGACAGGAAACAAGACUAACAUGAUGCGAGAAGUGAAACUGAAGGUGCAAGAGGAGAAAAUCUGUCAGCAGCUUUUCCGUAACUACCAGCGUCAGUCUAUGAUCUGUGUUGGUGAUAAAUACAGUAAAAAAGCAACUUACAAGGGUGAUUCUGGUGGCCCAUUAGUCUGCAAUAAGAAGGCUCAUGGCAUUGUUUCUCAUGCACGUGAGCACAAUCUCUUCCCUGAGGCAUUCACCAGGAUCUCGCACUUUGAGCCCUGGAUCCGUAAGCAGCUGAAGAGGUUUUCACUCCAAGAUAUUCCUGGCUAUCCAUCCUCUGACUAA
Messenger RNA from Camarhynchus parvulus, 792 nucleotides. RefSeq names its product cathepsin G-like. The coding region runs from base 1 to 792 and encodes 263 amino acids. The record is from RefSeq and is a predicted model, not a curated record. Gene Ontology annotation, molecular function: serine-type endopeptidase activity. Gene Ontology annotation, cellular component: intracellular membrane-bounded organelle; cytoplasm. Gene Ontology annotation, biological process: proteolysis. The transcript is spliced from 5 exons. NCBI's taxonomy places the organism in Eukaryota, Metazoa, Chordata, Aves, Passeriformes, Thraupidae.